Molecule: messenger RNA, 2873 nt
Organism: Bubalus bubalis (water buffalo)
Lineage: Eukaryota; Metazoa; Chordata; Mammalia; Artiodactyla; Bovidae
Gene: LRRC45
Product: leucine rich repeat containing 45
Exons: 17
Coding region: 439-2451 (670 amino acids)
Cellular component (GO): centrosome
Molecular function (GO): protein binding
Source: RefSeq, a predicted model, not a curated record
UCUUCCUGGAUACUGAGGCGCGCGGAGGCCGCGUACACCUGCGGCGAAAGAGCCGGGGUCAACUGCACGAGGGCUAGGGUUUUGGACCCGGGGCCCAGGGGUACGUCCGACGCCCGGACAGGCUCUGCCGCUGGAGGCUCCGCCCCCGAGGACGCCCAACUUCUCGGUCCCCGGCUCUUGCCGUCCCCUGAACAUCACCUGCCUCUUCCCUCCUCCCUCCUGGGGCCUCCUGCCUGUUGGACCAACUCAGUCUGUUCCUUGUUUCUCGCCUGCUGAGGACUUAGGGUCUUUGUGACCCCACUGAGCUGCCGGGGUCUCUGUAGGCCCCCAUGGGAGAGGCCCUGCCCUACUGCCUUUCCUUGGCUUCCUGGCUCCAGCUGGUUUCUGGUGAGUCCUGUCUAGGAAUUUUGGGGGAAGCCCUUCCUGCACUCCAGGGACAUGGAGGAGUUCCGGCGCGCCUACAGCCGGCUGUGCAAGGAGAGUGGAACAGAACCCCAGGAGACUGUGCUACAGCAACUGCACCAGCUGCCGCAGGGCCGGCUGGACCUGGCCACACAGAGCCUGACAGUGGACACCUGCAGGGCUCUGGGCAAGCUGCUGCAGAAGGAGUCACUGCUGACGGAGCUCAUCCUGAGUGACUGCAUGCUGAGUGAGGAAGGGGCCACACUGCUGCUGCAGGGGCUGUGUGUCAACACUGCCGUGCGGUUUCUGGAUCUCAAGGGCAAUAACCUUCGAGCAGCAGGGGCCGAGGCACUGGCAAAACUCCUCCGACAGAACAAGUCCAUUCAGAGCCUCACCCUGGAGUGGAACAACCUGGGCACAUGGGAUGAAGCCUUUGCCACCUUUUGCGGGGCCCUGGCAGCCAAUGGCGCCCUGCGGCAGCUGGACCUCCGCAACAACCAGAUCAACCACAAGGGCGCCGAGGAGCUGGCCCUGGCCCUGAAGAGCAAUGCCAGCCUCCAGCAACUGGACCUGCGCUGGAAUCACAUUGGCCUCCUUGGGGGCCGCGCCCUGGUGAACUGUCUCCCCAGCAACAGAACCCUGUGGAAGCUGGAGCUGGCUGGGAAUAACAUCCCGGGCGACAUCAUCAGAGCCGUGGAGCAAGCCAUGGACCACAACCAGGACCGGCAGACCGUCUUCCGGGAGAGUCAGGCCCGUGCCCAGGUGCUCAGCAAGGAGGUGCGGCACCUCCGGGAAGAGAAGUCCAAGCAGUUUCUGGACUUGAUGGAGACGAUCGACAGACAGAGAGAAGAGAUGGCCAGGAGCAGCAAGGCAUCAGCUGCACGUGUGGGGCAGCUUCAGGAAGCCCUGAACGAGAGGCAUUCCAUCAUCAAUUCCCUCAAGGCCAAACUGCAGAUGACGGAGGCCGCCCUGGCUCUGUCGGAGCAGAAGGCCCAGGACCUGGGGGAGCUCCUGGCCACCACAGAGCAGGAACAGCGGAGCCUGGCGCAGAGGCAGGCCAAGGAGCACAGGCUGGAGCAGCAGGAAGCUGCAGAACGGGAGUCUAAGCUCCUCAGAGACUUGUCUGCUGCCAAUGAAAAGAACCUGCUUUUGCGAAACCAGGUGGAUGAGCUGGAGCGGAAGGUGAAAUCUCAGCAGGAGCAGCUGUUCCUGACCAAAACGGAGUUGACCAACACUACGGCUGAGCUGAAGAUGCGGGCCAUCCAGGCUGAAGAACGCCUGGAGCUGGAGAAGAACAGGUCCCGGCAGAGCUUGGAGGACGCGGAACAUCUGCGCUUCAAGGAGGUGGAGCACAUGACUCGCCACCUGGAGGACAGCGAGAGGGCCAUGCAAGAGAGGGUGCAGAGGUUGGAGGCUGCGCGGCUGUCCCUUGAGGAGGAGCUGAGCCGGGUGAAGGCCGCGGCACUCAGUGAGCGAAGCCAAGCCGAGGAGGAGCUCAUCAAGGCCAAGAACCAAGUCCGCCUGGAGGAGCAGCAGCACCAGGCUCACCUGGAGGAGAAGCUGCGGCUGCUGGCACAGGCACGAGACGAGGUCCAGAGCACCUGCCUGCAGCAGAAGCAGACGGUGGCCGAUGCCCAGGCGCGGGCCAGCCAGCUGGGCAUGCAGGUGGAGAGCCUGAGGCGGCGCCUGGAGGAGCUGCAGCAGGAGCUGAGCAACAAGGACCAAGAAAAGGUAGCUGAGGUGACGAGGGUGCGGCUGGAGCUGCAAGAGCAGAAUGGCCGCCUGCAGGCCGAGCUGACGGCCCAGGAAGCACUGAAGGAGAAGGCCGCGGCCCUGGAACGCCAGCUGAAAGUGAUCGCGAGUGACCACCGGGAGGCGCUGCUGGACAGGGAGAGCGAGAAUGCCUCUCUCCGAGAGAAGCUUCGCCUUAAAGAGGCUGAGAUCGCCCGGAUUCGGGAUGAGGAGGCCCAAAGGGCCAGCUUCCUGCAAAAUGCUGUCCUGGCUUAUGUGCAAGGGUCCCCCCUGAGGACCUUGAGCCCCCAGAAGUGAGGGGGCAGGGAAAGUCUGAGAGCGGCAGGUCGGACAUGUGUCUGACGACUGCCCCUCCCUUCUUCACCAGGAACAGGCCACUGGCAAGUCUGGGCUCUUUGCGCAGAGUCGACAGCCAGUAACGUGGAAAAUCAGUGCUGGGCAGGAUCUGAGAGCAGGACAGCCGCAGCUGACAACCAGGGUGCCUGUCUGGGUGGUUGGGGUGGUCCAGAACCUGGCUGGCCAAGAGGGCCUUCCCCACUCUGUCAUCCCCAUCACAGGGAGUGACAUGCCUGAGAACAGACCCAAGAAGGGAGGAGCAAUGUGUGAGCUCUCCCGGCUCCACCCACCGUGGUGCAGUCACCUUUCACAAGCAGGAGCUCUGCAGGCCCAACUGCUCACCCCAGGGUAUUUUGAAAUACAGAAUUUUGCACUUUGUGAUA